AUGACGAGAAUGACCAGUUUCAUAGUAGUGCUACUUGUGAUGGUGAUCGGAGCGAUAUUAGCUAUUUGCGUUGAUGGACACAUAUCCUUCGAUCAACAGGAAAUCAAAGUACUUAAAUCCAUUAAGAGUGAAGAUGGAGAUGUAAUAGAUUGUGUUCCUAUCACUAAUCAACCAGCUUUUGAUCAUCCUUUACUUAAAAACCAUACCAUCCAGAUGAGGCCUAGUUUCUACCCGGUAAGUGAUUCUACGUACACCAAGAGAGAAGCAAAGGCUAUAACUCAGGUUUGGCACAAGACUGGAAAGUGUCCCAAAAACACUGUUCCAAUCAGAAGAGCAAAGAAAGAAGAUCUCUUAAGACCAAAAUCCAUCACGAGUUUUGGGAGAAAGUCGCAUCAAAGCAUCCCAAGAACUACAACCUUUGAUCCAACAUUAGGUCACCAGUACGCUUUGAUGGGUGUGAGGAACGGAAAGUUUUAUGGGACAAAGGUUGCAAUAAAUGUGUGGAAACCAUUUGUUCAAAUUCCCAAAGAGUUUAGCUUGGCUCAGACAUGGGUUAUUUCCGGAAAUGGCUCUAGUCUUAACACCAUUGAAGCUGGUUGGCAGGUUUAUCCAGAACUAUAUAAUGACAAUAAUCCAAGAUUCUUUGUUUAUUGGACGCGUGAUGGAUACAGAAAAACAGGGUGCUACAACCUUCUCUGCUCUGGUUUUAUUCAGACAAGUAAUCGAUACACCGUAGGUGGGUCGAUCACCACCAUGUCACGCUACGGUGGAGCUCAAUACAACCUAUCCAUACUUAUAUGGAAGGACCGGAAAACAGGAAACUGGUGGCUUAGGGUAAAUGAAAAAGACGUUAUUGGGUACUGGCCAGGCUCGUUGUUCAAUUCUCUAGGAAGAGAAGCUACGAGAGUUGAAUGGGGAGGCGAAAUCAUUAACUUGAGGACCGGUGGGAGACACACAACCACAAAUAUGGGAAGUGGGCAUUUUGCAAACGAAGGUUUUAAGAAAGCAAGCUAUUUCAGGAAUCUUAUGAUAGUUGAUGGAACCAAUACUCUUAGAGAACCAAAAGGACUUUACUACUUUGCUGAUAAACACAACUGUUACAAUGUUAAGCCAGGGAAUGGUGGAACUCCUUGGGGUACUCAUUUCUUCUAUGGCGGUCCUGGUCGAAACGUUAAGUGUCCUUGAUUUGUAUAUGUGUGUAUUCAAAAGCUUUUGAGAUUUUCACAUACAUACAUUGUUUUGAAUAAGAACAUGUGAUGGUCAUUUAAGAAUUAAAAAAUCCACGUCA
Messenger RNA from Capsella rubella, 1288 nucleotides. RefSeq lists its product as uncharacterized. Lineage: Eukaryota; Viridiplantae; Streptophyta; Magnoliopsida; Brassicales; Brassicaceae. The coding region runs from base 1 to 1185 and encodes 394 amino acids. The transcript is spliced from 7 exons. The record is from RefSeq and is a predicted model, not a curated record.